UAUAAAGUAUAAAGUAGUAUUUGCUGAUCACUUUUGACGUUUUGUCGUAAAUUUGUGACAGAAAUCUACUUACACGAGAACAUAAUGGGUAAUGAAAAUUCGCUACCUAUGGAACUAUGUUCUAAUUUUGAUGUAGAUGAAAUUAGAAGACUAGGAAAACGAUUUCGGAAGUUAGAUUUAGAUAACAGCGGUGCUUUAAGCAUUGAUGAAUUUAUGUCAUUACCAGAGUUACAACAGAAUCCUUUAGUACAACGUGUUAUAGAUAUAUUUGAUGCUGAUGGUAAUGGAGAAGUAGAUUUUAAGGAAUUUAUUCAUGGUGUUUCACAAUUCAGUGUUAAGGGUGACAAAGAAAGCAAAUUACGAUUUGCAUUUAGAAUUUAUGAUGUGGAUAAUGAUGGUUUCAUAAGUAAUGGAGAAUUAUUUCAAGUGUUAAAAACGAUGGUAGGAAAUAAUUUGAAGGAUAUACAACUUCAACAAAUUAUUGAUAAAACAAUAUUGUUUGCCGAUAAAGAUGAAGAUGGCAAAAUUAGUUUUGAGGAAUUUUGUUCUGUUGUUGGUAAUACAGACAUCCAUAAGAAGAUGGUGGUUGAUGUUUAAAUUAUCAAAAUAUAUGAAAAAAAAAGAUAUUAAAAACAAAUUUAUGGUAAUAUCAACUUGACUUUAUGAAAUCAUUAUUAACAACAGAUUUAUUGGAUAGUUAUAAGUAACAAAACUGUGUAGUGUGAAAUUAUAAUCAUUACAAAGCUUUCCAUCCAGCCAAUUUAAAUAUAAGUUUGUUACUAUUAAUAAUUUUCUCCACAGUGCAAUGUACAUUAUAAUUUAAUUAACCUCCAACAUUUUUAAAUUUUGCACAUUUAUUAAAUUGUUUUGCUAUUAGAAAAGGUCUUAACACACAUGUACACGUAAUGCGUGCGCACAUAUACAAAGAAAAAAAAGAGAGUUAAAAAUAUCAUAUUUGUGCAAUAACUUUAUUAUUAUUUUAUACGAACUAUGCAUACUCUUCUGCUACUGCUCAAUGUUUUGAGCUUAAUGAAACUUAAUGCGACUGAAAAGAAGAAAAAAUCGGUAAAAUGAAAGAAAACGAGACAAAUCCAGUACAAAGAGAUGCCAUUAUUGAAAAAAUAAACAUAUAGUACAGAAAAUUUUAUUUUCUAAAAAUAGCACCAAUGUGUUGCGGAGUCCUUCCAAAUGAAAUGAGUCUAAACGCCAUAUAAAUCAAACUAUUUUAUUAUGUUAUUAUGUAUCAUUUUAUUGCUUAUAUCAAGUUAAGCUAUACUUAAAAGUAGUUUGAUUUACGCUAUAUUUAGAUUCAUUUUAAUUGUAAAAAUUCCAAAAAUACAUGAGUACCUCUUUUAGAAAGAUAAUAUAAAAAUUAAGAAAAAAUAACAUUUUCUUUAGUGUGUAGUCAUAUUUCAAUGAUGACAUCUUUUUGAAUUGCUAGAUCUCAACCAUUGUUGUUCAUACUAUAUCUUUCUCGCUGCUUCUUGUUAUAUUUUUUUGCUUUCUUUAUUAGAUAAUACUUGAGUCAAUUUCUAAAAAAAAAAUACGCUACCCCGCACGCGAAAAUUGAAUUGUUGGUUCUUAAAUUUGAUUGAAUUUAACUCUGCACUACUGUAUUUCAUAAUUUAUAAUAUUAUUUAAUUAGUGUAUAAACAUUAUAAAGUUAUUGCAGAAAACUUUUGAAAAUGCAGUUAUCAAUAUAUAGAUUGUUUAAAAAAACAUCUUUUGUAUAUUAAAAGCUAAUAAGUGGUGCCUUGGAAAUUGACCGAUGAUCGGGACUGAAUCUCGCCAAAGAUGAAAGGACAACCUUCUGUGAAAUACAGAUGGCUUUUCAAUACAUUUGUUUAUAUAUCUCAGGUUGAUAACAUUGAAGUCUCACUUCAUGAAGAUAAUUUGAAAAAUUUGUAGCAAUAGUGAAUGGCUAAUUUUCAACGCACUACUGUACAUAUCUUUA
This is a messenger RNA of Eufriesea mexicana, 1954 nucleotides long. Its product is annotated as calcineurin subunit B type 2. Gene Ontology annotation, molecular function: calcium ion binding. The transcript is spliced from 5 exons. The coding region runs from base 85 to 597 and encodes 170 amino acids. The record is from RefSeq and is a predicted model, not a curated record. NCBI's taxonomy places the organism in Eukaryota, Metazoa, Arthropoda, Insecta, Hymenoptera, Apidae.